AUGCACCCCUCGCAUUCUUUGGUCACAAUCCGGACGGCUAAGCGCCCCACUACUCCCCUUCUGUAUUCUGGUAGUUUACUUUGCCAUGUACCAUUGAUCGUUACAUUAUCCGGAGUGUAG
Messenger RNA from Blumeria graminis f. sp. triticale, 120 nucleotides. Lineage: Eukaryota; Fungi; Ascomycota; Leotiomycetes; Helotiales; Erysiphaceae. The record is from the annotation of a GenBank genome assembly.